Lachancea dasiensis is the source of this 1647-nucleotide messenger RNA. The record is from the annotation of a GenBank genome assembly. NCBI's taxonomy places the organism in Eukaryota, Fungi, Ascomycota, Saccharomycetes, Saccharomycetales, Saccharomycetaceae.
AUGUCGUCUUCGCUGAGCAAAGGCUUUGAGCUAACACCACAAGAAAAAGGAGCCAGCGACGAAAAGUCUGACGGUCAGAUUAUCGACGUUCAAACUGUUACAGAAGCGCAGAUUGGUGUUAUUCACAAUGACAGGUCUAAGCUGAAGCAAGGCUUGAAAGAGCGUCACAUUAAAAUGUUGACACUGGUAGGUGUUUUUGGUACGGGGCUCUUUCUGUCGUCAGGAGGCACCCUGCAUAAAACAGGUCCCGCUGGGAUGUUCAUUGCCUACCUUGUUGUCGGUAUCGUUGUUGGGUGCAACCAAAUAGCCAUCGCUGAGGUGGCUUCUUUCAUGCCGGCAACCGGUGCCACUAUCAGACAUGCAGAACGAUUCAUUGACGAAUCUAUUGGCUUUACAUUUGGAUGGAUCUCGACCUACUCCUCUAUGAUGCCCGGCGAGCUGUCUGCCACCGCAGUUGUCAUGAAGUAUUGGACGGACUUGAACUCGGGUGUUUUCAUCACUAUCUUUGGAGUGCUCUUUGUUUUAACCAACAUUUACACGGUAAGGUUCUAUGGUGAAGUGGAAUACUUUUUUGGUUGGCUCAAGGUUAUUUUGAUUCUCAUUUUGAUCGUGACAGGCCGGGUUAUAGACCUAGGCGGCACCAAGGGCCAGGAAAGAUUGGGGUUCCACUACUGGAGAGAUCCUGGGCCCUUUGCAACCUACCUGGUCGAUGGUAGCAUUGGAAAGUUUGUAGGGUUCUGGUCAGCGCUUUCUUCCGUUGUCUAUUCUUACAGUGGGAUCCAAAAUAUUGCUAUCCUGGCUGGUGAAACGAAAAACAGCAGACACGCGAUCUUCCACGGCGCAAAAAAUGUUUUUACUCGCAUCAUCGUGUUAUACCUCUUGGCUGUCCUGAUUCUGACCAUGAUCGUUCCUUACAACGACGAACUUAUUGCCACGGGUACUGGUACUGCCAAGUCCAGUCCGUAUGUCAUUGCCAUGAACCGUGCAGGGAUAAAGGUUUUACCCCAUAUUAUCAAUGCAAUUGUUCUGACGUCAGCUUGGUCUGCAGGUAACCUGGCCCUUGUGGAAGGUUCCCGGAACUUAUUUGCUUUGGCCACCAAAAACCAGGCUCCAAAAAUUUUUCUCAAAACCAACAGGCGCGGGAUUCCUUGGGUUGGAAUUCUGUUCAUAUCUGCAUUUUUGCCACUCGCUUAUAUGUCUUGUUCGGAGUCGUCUUCGAAAGUCUUCAGCUGGUUUCAAGAAUUGGUUUCUUCAAACACGCUGCUGCGUUGGAUUUUAAUUUCCGCAAACCACAUCCACAUGGAUAGAGCAUUGAAAGCACAAGGAUACUCGAGAUCAGAUCUACCCUACCAUACUCGCAUUGCCCCGUUUGCAGCGUGGUUUUCUGGUAUUAUGUCUGUAAUCUUUUUGUUGACGGGAGGUUUCUAUAACUUCAUUCAUGGGCAUUUCGACAUUGAAUCCUUUUUCACUCGAUACUUCAUCAUUCCAUUGGCUAUUGGCUUGUUUACCUUUUGGAAACUUUUCAAGAAGACGAGAUAUUUGCGUCCACACGAGGUUGAUCUCAAGUCGAUCUUCGAAGACAUCGAGCAAACCCUGAGGAUAUUCCAUCUGAGCGCCCCCUUGGUAAGAGGAUUCUCAGUAUCUUGA